Messenger RNA from Triticum aestivum (bread wheat), 1575 nucleotides. RefSeq lists its product as uncharacterized. Lineage: Eukaryota; Viridiplantae; Streptophyta; Magnoliopsida; Poales; Poaceae. The transcript has 2 exons. The coding region runs from base 90 to 755 and encodes 221 amino acids. The record is from RefSeq and is a predicted model, not a curated record.
AUCUCUCCUCUCUCUCUCUCUCUCGGCAGAACGACCAACACAGAAAAGAGGAAGCAGAGCAGAGGGCCGCCGGAAAAGGGAAGAGGAGAAUGGCGCCGGAGCUGAGCCCCAUCGCGAGGAUGCUCCGCGGGGAGGCGGGGAAUGGUAGGGGCGGCGCGGCGAAGCCGUCGGAGAUGGUGACCAUGGAUCUGCUCGGCGGGUGCGGCGGCGACGCCGGCGUGGAGGACGAGGUCGUCGACCUGGAGGUCAAGGUGCCCGCCGGAUGGGAGAGACGGCUCGACCUGCUGUCCGGCAAGACGUUCUUGACUCCUCAUCGCCACCAGGCCGCCCAAGACGGCCACCAGGACCUCAACCAGCCUCCCACGGCAUCCACCCCCGCCGCCGUCACCACCACCUCCGCUGCGUUUUGCACCCUCGACAUGGUCCGCUACGCCCUAGAGCGCGCCGCGGCCGCGCGGUCCGCCACCUCGCCGGACACGUUGUCCUCCUCGUUGGCGUCCACCUCAUCAUCGUCCUCCUCGCUGGGAAAGCGCAGCCGCUCGCCGCCUUCAAGCACGGGGUCGCCCGCCGCGAACCCGGCCAUGCGCGCGUGUGCGUGCCCGUCCUGCUUCACGUACGUGCUCAUUGCCGAGGCCGACCCCUGGUGCCCACGGUGCGCGUCGAAGGUGCCGCCGCUUCCCAGUAAGCCCGCCGCCCACAGCAGCGGGAAGAAGCCUAGGAUUGACCUCAAUGCUGACGCCGACGAGACCGAGUGAACGGGAAAAGAUGAUAGACAAUUGGACUUGUUUCCUUUCUGGAAAAGUUUUUGCCAGUCAUUAGUUUGUUACUUCUUAGAAUAUAUCAUCAGAAGCAGUUUUUUUCGCGAGAAAACUUUCAACUAUUCAUCUUCAAUCAUAACAGUGCAACAAACACUAAAAAUAAUAAAAUUACAUCUAAUCCGUAGACCACCUACCGACGACUAUAAGCACCGAAGCAAGCCGAAGGCGCGCCGUCGUCAUUACACCUCCCUCGUCGGAGCUGGGCAAAACUUGUUGUAGUACACAGCCGGGAAGUUGUCGUACUAAGCCCCGUAGGACCAACACAACUGAACACGAACCGUCGCCGAUGAAGAGUAGCGUAGAUAGGAAAGAUCCAACCUGAAAACACAUGAACCUAGACGAACUACGACCAGAUCCGAGCAAAUCCAUCAAGGAUAGAUCCGCCGGAGACACACCUCCACACGCCCACCGAUGAUGCUAGACACACCAUCGAUACAGGGGUUAGGCGGGGAGAACCUUAUUCCAUCUUGAGGAAGCCGCCGCCAUCUCGUCUUUCGGAGCAGGACACAAAUCCUAAGAAAACGCGAAGAAACAACUGAAAAGAGAGCCCUCCCACCGGCAAGGGCCGAGAUCCACAGCGCUGCCAUGGCCCUAAGGCCACCGGAGACGAGGUGGACCGCCAGCGGUGCCGGCGGGAGGCAGAGGAACCCUAGACUUUUCUUGGAGAGGAGGCAGCCCGCUUGAUCUCUGUGGAUAUCUGAAUUCAUCAGAAGCAGUUAUAUGUGUUCAGAAAAUUAUGAUCAUAAUUUGUAAGGCC